ACGUGAUGGGCAUUUCACCUCAUAGCGGUGAGUCCUUGACAGAACGCAAAAAAUACGGUCUGACUGAAUUCGGAACCUAAGGCUUCGGUUGGGAGACAACACAGCUUAGCAGAUCAUCGUUUCUAGUUAGCUUUUCUUCUAAAAGAAACGAUUCAUACGAAAGUGGCUCAGGUUGCUCUUUUUUUCUCCCUCACCCCUUAUCCUAUCUGUUUUAUUUUAGUUGUUUUUAUUUUGGAGCUGCAACUCGGGGAGUGUUGAAAUCUGAGGUUGAGCACAACUACUUCAAUGGUUUGGGGUCACCUGGUGCCCACUGACGGACAGAAAGGCCCUGGAGUUUACAGAGCACACCAAAAGGAAACAUGAGCACAGCCAAGCCCAGUGGUCUCAAAGCGCCUAGCAAGAUAGGCAAGCCGACAGGAGCGUCAGCCACUAAGACAACCCUUUCUGCUGGCCAAAAGGUAGCAGCAGCUGACAAAUCCGCUCCAGUUGACAGUGCCGCAGGGGCACAAGAUGUCGGGCAGAACUUUCAGGUGGGCGAACGGGUGUGGGUGAAUGGGAACAAACCUGGCGUGGUGCAGUUCUUGGGGGAGGCUCAGUUUGCACCAGGACAGUGGGCUGGCAUUGUGUUGGAUGAGCCCAUUGGGAAAAACGAUGGUUCUGUGGCAGGGGUGCGCUACUUCCAAUGUGAGCCCCUGAAGGGUAUAUUCACCCGCCCCUCCAAGCUGUCUUACACCGAGGGUGAGGCCAACGGAACUCAGACCGCGCCUCAGUCCCGGGCUGGGUCGCCCACCCCCUCCACCGCCAGCGUGGCCUCUCACACCCCGUCCGUCAAAAAGGCCCCGGCCACGACGCCUGCCACGCCAGCCUCCAACCUGGCACGCACAAACAGCGAGUCUGUCUCCAACCUCUCGGACACAGGCUCGGUCAAGAAGGCAGAGAGGGAGCUGAAGAGUGGAGACCGUGUUUUGGUUGGUGGCACAAAGGCUGGUGUAGUUCGCUUUCUUGGUGAAACCGACUUUGCCAAGGGAGAGUGGUGUGGUGUUGAAUUGGAUGAGCCACUUGGAAAGAAUGAUGGUGCAGUGGCAGGAACCAGGUACUUUCAGUGCCAACCCAAGUAUGGCCUGUUUGCCCCCGUUCACAAGGUCACACGUAUCGGCUUCCCCUCCACUACACCAGCCAAGGCAAAGACCACGGUGCGGAAGGCUGGGGCCACGCCCACUGGCCUGAAGCGCAGUCCCAGUGCCUCCUCAAUCAGCUCAAUGAGUUCUGUGGCGUCCUCUGUCAGUGCUAAGCCUAGUCGAACGGGCCUGCUGACAGAAACGUCAUCACGGUACUCAAGGAAGAUCUCUGGCACCACAGCGGUUCAGGAGGUUCUCAAGGAGAAGCAGCAGCACAUCGAACAGCUUAUGGCUGAGCGGGACAUGGAGAGAGCGGAAGUGGCCAAGGCAACCACCCAUGUGGGAGAGGUGGAGCAGGAACUAACCCUGUUGAGGGAGGACCAGGAGCAGAUGGAGGCCAAGAUGGAUCAAUUACGUACCCUGGUGGAGGCUGCCGACAAGGAGAAGGUUGAGUUGCUCAAUCUGCUGGAAGAGGAGAAGAGGAAGGUGGAGGACCUUCAAUUCCGUGUGGAAGAAGCUUGCAUUACCAAAGGAGACCUGGAGACGCAGACCAAACUGGAGCAUGCCCACAUUAAGGAGCUUGAACAGAGUCUGCUCUUUGAAAAGACCAAAGCUGAGAAACUCCAGAGAGAUUUAGAAGACACUAGGGUGGCCACGGUGUCUGAGAAGUCCCGCAUCAUGGAGCUAGAGAGGGACCUGGUGCUGAGGACCAGGGAGGUGGCGGAUUUGCGUCUGCGUCUGGAGACCCAGCACGGGUCUCAGGGCUCCGACUCCAUUACCUCCCCUCUCCUGGAGGAGGUGAGCUCUCUGCGGGCUCAGCUGGCCUCUCAGGAAGACCAGUACCGGGCUGAGCUGACUGAGAUGAAGGAGAAGAUGGCGGCGGAGGAGAAGGCCCACAAUGAGGCACUGGCUCAGCUUCACGUCUCGUCCACCAAAAUCUCCACGGACAACGAGCAGUUGAAGCUUCGCCUUAGCCAGAACGAGAAGGAGAAUGCAGAAGUUAUAGAGCUUUGGCGCUCCAAGCUGGAGUCUGCCAUCGCCUCGCACCAACAGGCCAUGGAGGAGCUGAAGGUGUCCUUUAGCCAAGGGGCUAGCUCCCAGGCGACAGAGCUGGUGGAGACCAAGAGUGCCCUGGAGAGGCUGAAGGCGGUGCACAUGCAGGCACUGGAGGAAACUGAGGCCAGGUUUAAGGCAGAGUCUGCAGCUCGGGCACAGGAGACAGGGGAGCUGAACAAACAGCUGUUGGUUUUGUUGGAGGAGAAGGAGCGCCUGGAGGAAAGCCUGCGAUCCAGUGUGGAGAGUGCUGAGGAGCAGCACCUUGUGGAAAUGGAGGAUGUGCUGGGCAAACUAUACUCUGUUGAGCAGAAGGUAAAGGAGCAGGAGGCUAAGCUUGUCCAGCAGUCCCAGGAAAGGGCCAAGGAGGUCCGGGAGCAGGCAGAAGCUAUGGAGGCCCUGCGUAUCCAGUCAGGCCAAGGUAACGAAGUGCUAGAGAGCCUUAGGACCCAGCUGAAGGAGGCUGAAAGACAAGCCUGCUCACAGGGCAGCAAGGUCAGUGAGUUAAUCUCUGAGCUGGAGGGCAAGCAGCAGGAGCUUCUCUCCCUGCAGAAGAGUCUGACCUCUGUGAAACAGGACAAGGGUUCCCUGGAGCAAGAGCUGGGUGAUGUGAAAAAUCAGCUGUCAGAAAGGGCAGAUGAUCAUACUAAGUCCACACAAACCAUACAAGAGUUGCUUCAGAAGCUAGGCCAAAAAGAAGAGCAGUGCACAUUGAUCUCCUCUGAAUCAGAGGCUCUUAGAAGCCAGCUGGCAGGGAUGGAGAGGAAGUUGAAGGCUGGAGAGGAGAAGCUUGAGCAGCUUACAAGUGACAAGGCCAAGCUGCAAAGUGACAUCUCCGAUAUGAUGAAAUCCUCAGGCGACAGUUCAGCACAGCUCACCAAAAUGAAUGAAGAUCUCACAAAGAAAGAAAGGCUUUUUGAAGAGUUACAGACUCAACUUGCAAUAGAGAAAGAUCGGGCAGCAUAUUCUGAGGAGCAACUACAACAAGAAGUGGCCCGGAAGGAGCGGGACCGGAAGAGUGCUGAAGAAGAGCAUCAGGGUCAGCUCAGGAAACUCCAGGAGAAGAUCACACAACUGGAGAAGAGUUUGCAGCAGGGUGAGGCCCAGGCCUUGUUGCUGCAGACCUCCCAGCAGAAGGCCCUGUCUGAGGCGUCAGAGCACCAUGCCAGACAACUCCAAGAACUGCAGAGUCUGGCUGACAAGUCUAUGCAUGAGCUGAGUGUCUCCAAGGACAAGGCACAGGAACUGGAGAGACUGGUGGCCGAGCUGCAGCCAUUCAAAGACAAGGUUCAGUUUCUUUCUGCUGAGCUCGACUCCUCCAAGCAGCAUGUUGAACGAUUGUCCACAGACCUGGAGAAGCAAAUAUCUGAACUUGAGAAUAAGUCAAAGGAAAGCUUGGAUCUCCAAGCUCAGAGGGGAAUGCUUGAGAAGCAUCUUUUAGAACACCAGGCCAAACUCUCUGCCUCAGAGGCCAGUCACAAUGAUCUCUCGGGUAAGAUUGAAGAACUUACUACACUGAGGGACAAGCUUAAAAAAGGACAGGAGGACCUUUUGAUGACCAACUCUCAGUUGGAUGGAGAGAAGGCCUGCCUAUCCAGAGAGUUAGCAAAGCUCAGAGUUGCUCUUGAGGAGGCACAGGCCGCAAACAAAGGCCUUAGUCAGUCUGAAGCUGACCAUCAGUCCCAAAUUGAGGAGCUUCAAAGGAAAAAUGCAGAGAAGCAUGAUUUCCUCUUGAAGUUAGAACAGGAGAUCCAGCAGCAGGAAACUAAGAGGAAGCAAUUAGCAGAUGUCUAUGAGAAGACCUGUGAAGAGAGGAACAAGCUCCAAGAAGAGUUAAAGCAAAGUUGUGAGAAGCUGAUCUCUGAGAAGAAUACCCUUCUGUGUGAGAGGGAUGCAGCAAGAAAUGCUAAGAAAUCCCUUGAUGCAAGGAAUGUAGAGUUGAAAGCGAGGUGUCAGUCUUUGAAUUUGGAAAAAGAAGACCUCUGUGUGAAGAACGCUCAGCUGCAAGCCCAGACAGAGACCUUAGGCAAUGAUAAAGUAAAGAUGUUUGCUCAAAUGAAUGCCACCAUUUCUGACAAAGAGGCUCUCCAAGCCUUAAAUGCAGAUCUUCAGAUUCAGCUGAAUAACACUCAAAAGAAUCUUGAGAAGUCUGUUCGUGACAACAACGAGCUCAAUGCUUCUAAAUUGAGUCUGGUCAAGAUGCUGGAAGAGUCCAAGACCACCACUGAGGUUACUGACUCUGAGAGGCUUCAACUCAUGCAGGAGAAAGAGGACCUGCUGGCUGCCCAGCGAAAGGUUUGUUCUGAGAAAGAUGAACUUCUCAAGGAGAUGAAAGAGUUAAAGGAGAAGCUCAGACUUUCUAUUGAGGAAGUUGCUACUUCUAAGGAGAAAGUCACAGAGAUGUUUGCAUCUUAUUCUAAGGAAAAGGAAGCAGUUUGUCUCCAGAAUGCAGAGACUGAGAAGUUAUUAAACUCCUUACGGAAAGAGAAGAUUGCUAUAGAAUCAACACUAGAACAGCAGAAAAUGGAGUGUGACUGCUUGGUUCAUCAAAAUGAAGAACUUGAAGAAAAGCACACAAAGGAGGUCCUUGAAAAGGUUUCUCUUACUAAAAUGUGCAAUAAGCUUGCAGGUGAAAUCCAAGAUAUGAAGGAACAGCUGGAAAUCUCCUCCAAGGCCAUUGAUGAUCUGAAGCAAGCCAAUUCCCACCUUACGUCCUUGCUUGAGGAGUCAGCGCAGAAUAUUCAAAAGUUGGAGGUUGAGGGAGUUUCCUUAAAAAAAGAAAAGGCUGAUCUACUGGUACAGCUACAGCAGCAUGUAUCAGAGAACGAGGUCCUUGAAAAAAGCCAAAUUGAACUUUCAGAGGAGAAUCAUAAACUUAAAGGCAUCUCUGACCAGAUGUGUUUGGAACUCACUCAGCAAAGUGAUACCCUACGGAAAGAGUGCGACGUCCUGCUCUCCCACCAGGAAGAGCUUAACAAGAGCAUUGCCUCUGCUUGUGGUGAACGAGACAAAAUGAUAACUGAGAGAAAUAGUUUGCAUUGUCAACUAGAGGAACUUAAGACAACUCAUACUAGUUUGUUAGGUGAGAGAAAUUGUUUACUUGAGGAGAAUGCCCAGAUGCAAGCCAUAGUCCAGGACCUCACUCAGAAAUCUGUCACUGGAGACAAAGCCAUUGAUGAGUUGUCUGCCAUCCUUAAGGAUAUUGGAGAAGAGAGAAAAUCCUUGGCGCAAGAGGUAGAAAACUUAAAGACACUGCUGAAGCAAGAAGUGCUAGAAAAGGAUAGCUUGGUUGAAGACCGAAAGCAAAUGUCGGCCAAACUGGAGGAUCUUGGCAAAGAGGUCUCCUCCAUGGCUAAAGAGAAGGUGGACCGCCUAGCUAUGCUGUCCAAGCUGGAGCAAAACCUUUGCUCCCUCCACAGCAGCCAAGAAAGUAGUAAUGUGGAACACUCAAGGCUCCUGGAGGAGGUAACAAACUUAAAAGCUAUCCAGACACAGCUUGAGGCAAAUGUUCAGGCCCUGCAUGCUGAGAAAGCUGUGAUCGAGGGACAGCACAAAGUCUCUGUUGAGGAGGCACUUGCUUCUGCCAAGGCCCGGGAAGAAAUUGUUACCACCCUGGAAGACCUGAAGGUCCAGAAGGAUGCUAUGAUCUCAGAAAGGGACAGAUCCACCCAGCAAGUCACCCAGCUUGAGAAUCAACUCAAAACCACUCUUUGCCAGCAGCUUGAGGCUGCAGAAUCCUCAGCGAAGACUGCAGAGGCCAUGGGGCAGUUGAUUAAAGAGAAGGACCGACUGCUGCAAGAAAAGAGUGACACCCAGUCUCUGCUCGAUGAGUUAAGGAGUUCAAAGCAGGAGAUCACCAAUCAGCUGGAUGCCUUGAAACAACAGAAUUUCAAACUCCAGGAAGAGCUCAAACUGUCUAGGGAGCAGCGUAGCUUGGGAAACCAGAAAAUCAGCAGCCUUUCCCAGGAAAUUGAGGAACUGAAGAGCACUGCCUUAUUGAAGUCCCAGUCCUUGGUAGCCAUACAGCAGGAGAACACCAAAUUGACCAAUGAGCUUAGCAGCAGGGAGACCACUGACCAGCAGAAGUUGGAAGCUCAGCAAUCCAUACUCAACAAACAGUUGCAAGAAAUCAAACAUAGCUUGCCCAAUAAUACCUACCGAGAGACCAUUUUAAAGAAUCAGUUGGAGGAAGAGAAAGCCUCCCUCCAGAAAUGCAUUCAUAAAAGCUCUGAUAAGGAUCAGGAGCUGGAGACUCUGAAGAGUGAGUUAUCAGUGCUACGUGCAGAGAGCGCCACUGCAAUGACACUUAAGUCUACUGUCCAGUCUCUGGAAAAGGACAAGGCGCGACUGCAGCAGCUGGUUCAGAACCUGGAGAAGAGCCUUGCAGGUGGAAAGGAUGCUGUUUCCGGCUCCUCUGAUGCCACAGCUUGUGACCAACUCAGGGAGGAAAAGGUUACUGCAGAGAGUCAGGCAGCGAUUGAUUUCCUGAACUCUGUUAUCGUGGACCUGCAGAAGAAAAAUGAGGACCUUAAGGGCAAGUUGGAGAAGAUGGCCGAGGCUGCUCUCAAUGGAAAUAAUGCCAGCGAGCUUGACACCUAUGACAGCAGUUUGAAAGGCCCAUCCAAAAAGAAGGUCCCACCAAGGCUCUUCUGUGACAUCUGUGACUGCUUUGACCUCCAUGAUACAGAGGACUGUCCCACUCAAAUGCAGAUGCCGGACUCCCCACCCCACACAGCCUACCACGGCAGUAAGGAUGAAGAGAGGGCUUAUUGCGACAUCUGUGAGGCUUUUGGUCAUUGGACUGACAACUGUAACGACGACCAGACCUUUUAAUCUAAAGCCUUUGAGAGCCAUCUUUGGCAUAAUGUCAACUUUUGCACACAAAUCCAAUUCUUGGUGCACAAGUGCACGUGGAGUUCUCUACUGUAUGGGUGUGUUAUUUUGUGUGCAGGAAGCAUUUCAUGCUCAAGCCUUUAAGCGCUCUUAUGGCAAACUGUUCUUUCAAACAAUCAACUUAAUUAUCUAGACCCCCAUUAUAUUCACUGUCUUCGCAUCAACUGUUAAAAAGGGCAAAAAUAAAUGCAUAUGUACUGUAAUGAAAGGUUUUCAUUGGGAGUUGUGGAAAGUCGCUUUGUUAAUACCCUAUUGAGUGUGUGCAAAAAGUGAAAGGCUGUAGUUUUUUUUCUUUACGUCUGGACAUACUUUGUACUUCUCAGAAGUUUGCCUUGCCACCAUCUUUGUGAUAAUUGUGAUGGAAGGCAUUGAGAGGGGCAUGGCUGACACCUGCUGCUUGUCAGGGUUGGAGCUGUAAAACCCAACACUGGUUGACUUUCAGUAAAAAAAGACCUCACCUCGGCCACAUGGCACUAUGUAUUUUGGUCAGUGUUGAAGCCGCUAAACAAACCGAAAGCACUGCACACACUUUAUUCCUAACUUCCUCUCUGUUUAAAACUGUUGGUUCCCUUUUAAAUGGCCUUUACAAGAACAUUGCAUUGUUAAAUUAUCAUUUUUAAGAUAAAAUAUUGUCAAAAAUGGUAUUAUGCUAUACAUUUCUGUACCAACUUUUGAAUGUUGAAUCUGUACAAAAAUAAAUGCGAUUUAUGGAUACAUUAAAAUGCUUGUAUGAACACAUUUGCACAAGCUCAGGUUAAAUUACCCAUCAAAUUAUUUUCCAAUUAUAGUGUUUGUUCUCUACUCAAUUACUUUCUCAACACAGUUUUGUAAGAAGAUACUGUUGUUGGUUGCCAGGUUGAGUUAAC
Messenger RNA from Esox lucius (northern pike), 7930 nucleotides. RefSeq names its product CAP-GLY domain containing linker protein 1a (gene clip1a). The record is from RefSeq and is a predicted model, not a curated record. Gene Ontology annotation, biological process: cytoplasmic microtubule organization; positive regulation of microtubule polymerization. The coding region runs from base 360 to 7004 and encodes 2214 amino acids. Gene Ontology annotation, molecular function: microtubule plus-end binding. The transcript is spliced from 28 exons. Gene Ontology annotation, cellular component: cytoplasm; nucleus; microtubule plus-end. Lineage: Eukaryota; Metazoa; Chordata; Actinopteri; Esociformes; Esocidae.